CGGGGGAUCUUUGUCUGUGUGUAGGCGCUGCUGCUACUCGCUACUACUAACAGCACUUGCCCCAACAGUCCUGAUAGAGGCUACACGGGGGACCUUUAUCUUUGUAGUGAUCGUUAUAGGCAGGUAGGCGGUGCGGAUUAUUUUUUUUCCGAGCGUCUUAAACUUUUAUCUCUCAGCAAGCCGCCGUGUUUAACUUACACGCGCGAACACACCUAUGUACACAUAUAAAAACGCGACAAUAUAUUAACGUGAAAACAAUGGGGAAAAAGUCUCAAGAUCUGAACGGAGUCGGUGGUGACAACAUGGCCUACCUCCAAGAUGAAGAGAAAGGGGAGGCCUCUGGGGCGACAUCCCAGGCCGCUGCGGAUUCCCCGGGGGCACUGCCGGAGCGCGGGACGUGGAACUCCAAGGCCGAGUACCUCCUCUCCAUGGUGGGCUACGCCGUGGGGUUGGGCAACGUGUGGCGCUUCCCCUACCUGGCCUACAAGAACGGAGGAGGCGCGUUCCUCAUCCCCUACACUGUGAUGCUCGCGUUCGCCGGCCUGCCACUCUUCUUCCUCGAGUGCGCCUUCGGGCAGUUCGCCAGCAUGGGGCCAAUCACCAUCUGGAAGUCCGUACCCAUCGUGAAAGGCGUGGGCUGGACGAUGGUGAUCACCUCGGCUCUGGUCGGCAUCUACUACAACUGCAUCAUCGCCUACAGCCUCUUCUACCUCUUCGCAAGCUUCACCUCCGAGCUGCCGUGGGCGGAGUGCCAGGACUGGUGGGGAGCCGACGAUCGUUGCUUCGCGCGUGCAAAGUGCAACUCCACCAUGGUCAGCUGCAACACUUCCAACAGCGACAACGCAUCCCAAUCCCCCAGCGAGCAGUACUGGAAUAAGUACGCGCUGCAGCGCUCCCCGUCCAUGGACGAGACGGGCCCCGUGGUGUGGCACCUCGCCCUCACCCUGCUCCUCGCCUGGGUCAUUGUCGGGGGCGCCCUCAUCAAGGGCAUUCGCUCAUCUGGCAAGGUGGUCUACUUCACGGCCACGUUCCCCUACGUGGUGCUGUUCAUCCUUCUGGUGCGUGGGGUCACGCUCCCGGGCGCCAUGCUGGGGAUCGAGUUCUACAUCGGGGCCCAGUCUGACUUGUCCAAGCUGAGCUCGGCGGAGGUGUGGAAGGACGCGGCGACGCAGAUUUUCUUCUCGCUCUCCACGGCGUGGGGUGGCCUCAUCGCCCUCACGUCCUACAACAAGUUCCACAACAACUGCUUCCAGGACGCCCUCGUCGUCACCGUCACCAACUGCACCACGAGCGUCUUCGCCGGAUUCGUCAUCUUCAGCAUCCUCGGCCACAUGGCACACACCACCGGGAGGGAAGUGUCGCAGGUGGCCGACGCAGGCUUUGCCCUCGCCUUCAUUGCAUACCCCGAGGCGCUGGCCCAGCUUCCCAUCUCUCCUCUGUGGUCCAUCCUCUUCUUCCUCAUGCUGCUCACGCUGGGCCUGGACAGCCAGUUCACUAUCCUCGAGACGGUGACCACCGCUCUGCUGGACGAGUUCCCAAAAUUGUUUGGGAAGCGGCGGCUCCAACUCCUCUUCACACUCUGCAUCCUCCUCUUCCUCCUGGGUCUCACCUGCACCACUCAAGCUGGUAUCUACUGGGUGAAUCUGAUCGACCACUUCUGCAGUGGCUGGGCUCUGCUCGUUGCCGCCAUCCUGGAGCUCAUUGGCAUCAACUGGAUCUACGGAGGGAAUAGAUUCAUCAGCGACAUCGAGAUGAUGAUCGGCAAGAAGUCGUUCCUCUUCUGGCUCUGGUGGCGCGCCUGCUGGUUCGUCAUCUCGCCCCUGCUGCUCAUCGCCAUCCUGGUGUGGUCGCUGGUCACCUUCACGGCGCCCAGCUACGGCGACGUCAUCUACCCGGGCUGGUCGGUGGCACUCGGCUGGUGCAUGAUCUCCUUCAGCCUCGUGUGGAUCCCCGUCAUCGCCGCCUGGAAGAUGACACGGGCCACUGGGGGGCCUUGGGAGCGAUUGAAAGCCAUCUGCAGGAGCGAGCCAGGCUGGGGUCCCCGGCUUGCCGAACACCGCACGGGACGCUACGCUCCCCUCGGCGCCACCGCCGUCCCGGUCUACGGCAACUCCAACUCCUCCUCCUCCUCCUCCGCCGCCGAGCCCAGCGAUGGGGUCAAGGGAGCGGCUCGGACUGGGAGCGUCUCCUCCUCCUCCUCCUCGCCGGCGGCAGCGGCUGCGGCUGCAUCGUCGCCGACGAAGCGGAGUCGGGACGAGGGCUUCACCACGGCGCUAUGAGCCGCCCGCUCGUUCGCCCGCUCGCCCGCUCGCCCGCUCGCCCGCUCGCUCGCCCGUUCGCCUACUCGUCCGCUCGCUCGCUCAUUCACUCUUGCACUCAUUCGCUCAUUCGCUCGCGUGCUCAUUCGCUCGCGCGCUCAUUCACUCUCAUGCUCUCACAGUCAUUUGGUCAUCCACUCGCGUGCUCAUUCGCUCGCCCCCUCGUUCACUUUCAUGCUCAUUCACUCGCACGCUCAUUCACUCAUUCACUCGUGUGCUCAUUCACUCUUACACUCAUUUGCUCGCGCGCUCAUUCACCCUCAUGCUCUCACAGUCAUUUGCUCAUUCACCCGCAUGCUCAUUCCCUCAUUCGCUUUCAUGCUCAUUCACUCGCACGCUCAUUCCCUCAUUCGCUUUCAUGCUCAUUCACUCGCACGCUCAUUCACUCAUUCGCGUUCAUGCUCAUUCACU
Messenger RNA from Petromyzon marinus (sea lamprey), 2729 nucleotides. NCBI's taxonomy places the organism in Eukaryota, Metazoa, Chordata, Hyperoartia, Petromyzontiformes, Petromyzontidae. The record is from RefSeq and is a predicted model, not a curated record.